UUCUCGAGUAGUCUUUUAUUUUUCAACUCUUUCACUAAGUUGAAAAGAAAGAAAAGAUGAGUUUGACUGUUGCAGAUGCUAUGGACUACAAAGGGUCCCCUGCUGAUAAGUCUAAAACUGGUGGUUGGGUACCUGCUACUCUUAUCUUAGGGAUUGAAAUAGUUGAAAGGCUUUCAACGAUGGGAAUAGCAGUAAAUCUGGUGACAUACUUAGGUGGUGCUAUGCAUUUGGCUAGUUCAAAUUCAGCCAAUAUUGUAACAGAUUUCAUGGGCACCUCCUUUCUCCUCUGCUUGCUUGGAGGCUUUCUUGCUGACUCUUUCCUCGGCAGAUACAAAACUAUUGCACUAUUUGCUCUUAUACAGACACUGGGAACUGGGAUGUUAACAGUGGCGACCAGCCUGCCCCAACUGCGACCCUCUCCAUGCCAUCGUCAUGAUGUCAAUUGCCAACCAGCAAAUGGUUUUCAAAUGGGAAUACUAUACUUAGCUUUAUAUCUCAUAGCAUUGGGUACUGGUGGCUUAAAAUCUAGUGUGUCAGGAUUUGGAACGGACCAAUUUGAUGAGAAAGAUGACAAGGAAAAGGCGCAAAUGGCAUAUUUCUUCAACAGAUUCUUCUUCUUCAUCAGCUUAGGGACAUUGACAGCAGUUACAGUGCUUGUUUACAUCCAAGAUGAAGUUGGACGGAUUUGGGCAUAUGGUGUUUGUUCAGUAUCCAUGUUCAUUGCCAUCAUAAUAUUCCUUCUCGGUACUAAAAGGUACCGAUACAAGAAAAGUGCAGGAAGUCCUAUUGUUCACAUUUUUCAAGUCAUUGUUGCUGCUAUAAGGAAGAGGAAAAUGGAUCUUCCAUAUGAUGCUGCCAUGCUCUAUGAGAGUACGUCUACUCCAGAGGCUAUGACAAUCCAACACACACAAGAAUUUAGAAUAUUGGACAAGGCUGCUAUCGUAACUGAGGGAGAUUUUGAGGAGCAUGCAUCUUGCUCUGCUCCAAAUCCAUGGAAGCUUAGCUCAGUGACAAGGGUCGAGGAAGUGAAAAUGAUGGCAAGGUUGCUCCCAAUUUGGGCCACCACUAUAAUAUUCUGGACCACCUACGCACAAAUGAUUACAUUUUCUGUUGAACAAGCUUCUACCAUGGAAAGAACAAUUGGCAACUUCCAAAUUCCAGCUGGAUCUCUCACUGUCUUCUUUGUCGCAGCCAUCUUGAUAACCUUGGCUCUUUACGACCGAAUCAUCAUGCCACUUUGGAAGAAAUGGAAAGGGAAACCAGGUUUUACAAACCUACAAAGAAUUGCCAUUGGCCUUGUUUUAUCCGUAAUAGGAAUGGCAGCAGCUGCACUAGCAGAGCAGAAAAGAUUAACAGUUGCGAAAUCAGUGGGCCGCAACACUUCAACUUUGCCAAUUAGUGUAUUCCUCUUGAUCCCACAGUUCUUCUUAGUAGGAGCUGGGGAAGCCUUCAUAUACACCGGACAACUUGAUUUCUUCAUAACACAAUCACCCAAAGGGAUGAAGACAAUGAGUACUGGCCUUUUCUUGACAACCCUUUCACUUGGUUUCUUCAUUAGCAGCUUCUUGGUCUCGGUUAUCAAUAAGACGACCAAAAGCAAUGCUACAGCUCAAGGCUGGCUUGCAGACAAUAUUAACUAUGGAAGGCUAGACUUCUUCUAUUGGCUUCUUGCUGCGUUAGGAGUCAUAAACUUUGCCAUCUAUCUAAAUUGCGCAACUUGGUACAAACCAAGGAAGCCUAAAUCUGCCAUACCCAUGGAGACGUUGCACAAUGGAUAUGGAGCUGAAGACAAGUGCUAGAAUAUAGCUAAGUGCCAAUGUAGCAAACAUACUAUAUAGUAUGAUUUUCAAGUUGCCCUUUAUGAUUUUAUUAGUUUCUCGUAUACCGAAUCAUGUAAUGUAUGAUUUUGUUAAAUAAUAUCAAUAUUAUGAAACCCACAUUUAAUUUGA
Messenger RNA from Solanum tuberosum (potato), 1949 nucleotides. Its product is annotated as protein NRT1/ PTR FAMILY 6.2-like. The coding region runs from base 57 to 1799 and encodes 580 amino acids. The record is from RefSeq and is a predicted model, not a curated record. Gene Ontology annotation, molecular function: transmembrane transporter activity. The transcript has 6 exons. Gene Ontology annotation, biological process: transmembrane transport; oligopeptide transport. Lineage: Eukaryota; Viridiplantae; Streptophyta; Magnoliopsida; Solanales; Solanaceae. Gene Ontology annotation, cellular component: membrane.